AGUUGUUUCGUUACAUCAAUCAACAAAAGAACUUAGAAAUUUGACUUAUUGUGAUAUACAAUUCAUUUCAUAUCACCAUGAAAUUCCUUACCUUUGUUGCUAUUUUUGCCGCUUGCUUGGCCAUGGCCAUUGCUGAUGAUGAGAAAUAUACCACCAAGUAUGACAAUGUUGAUCUUGAUGAAAUUCUUAAAUCCGAUCGUCUAUUCAAAAACUAUUAUAACUGCUUGGUGGAUCAAGGCAAAUGCACUCCCGAUGGUCGUGAAUUGAAAACAAUUUUGCCCGAUGCCCUCAAAACUGAAUGCAGUAAAUGUAACGAGAAGCAAAAGGAAGGUGCCGACAAAGUAAUUCGUUUCAUGAUUGAAAACAAAGCUGAAGAAUGGAAAGCCUUGCAGGCUAAAUACGAUCCUGAGCAGGUCUACUACAACAAAUACAAGGCGGAAGCUGAGAAGCGUGGCAUUAAAGUUUAAAUAAGUUUGUAAACGGCAAAGGACAGAACAACGAUCAUAGUAAAUACUCGGAAAAAUUGUGAUCUGAAUUAUGUUAAAAAAAGUUUUGUACCAAUUCCCUAAAACAUGACCAUUUUAUACCAUUUCCCUAGAAAAUGUAUUAAAAAAAGUAUUAACUCAGUUGGUAGAUUAAAUGUAUUACUAUUAAGAAAUCCUGUUGGCUGUAAUAAAAUUUUCAAAGAAUAGCAAUCAAAA
Messenger RNA from Stomoxys calcitrans (stable fly), 701 nucleotides. Its product is annotated as ejaculatory bulb-specific protein 3-like. NCBI's taxonomy places the organism in Eukaryota, Metazoa, Arthropoda, Insecta, Diptera, Muscidae. The record is from RefSeq and is marked provisional.